Molecule: messenger RNA, 2513 nt
Organism: Labrus mixtus (cuckoo wrasse)
Lineage: Eukaryota; Metazoa; Chordata; Actinopteri; Labriformes; Labridae
Gene: gas2b
Product: growth arrest-specific 2b
Exons: 8
Coding region: 184-1599 (471 amino acids)
Biological process (GO): actin crosslink formation
Cellular component (GO): actin filament
Molecular function (GO): actin filament binding; cytoskeletal adaptor activity; microtubule binding
Source: RefSeq, a predicted model, not a curated record
CAUGUGGAGAGGCUGAGGGCUGUGAACAUCUGGCUGUGAGUGAUGUAAAACGCUACUGUGAAAGGAAAAAUUCGACCGAAAAAAAAAACAAUUAAAGAACCUUCAUUUAAAAAAAAAAGGGGGAUUUUUAGAAGAACAGCCUGCGGUAACUGAGAUCCGUCAGAGACUUGUCAGAGCUGAAGCAUGGACAGCGAGGUGGGCGAGAUGAACACCAGCAUUGACGAUCCUUUGAGCCCGAGGAUCCCGACCGGGUUGGGGAUGACUUGUCUUCUAAGUCAAAAGUACAGACACUCUGGGCCCGGCCUCACCAGUCCUCAGGAGUACAACCAGUGGCUGCCAAACCGCCAUGACGCCAGCCUGCUGCCCAUGAAAGAAGACCUGGCCUUCUGGCUCAACACACUCAUGGGUGUGGACCUCACAGCCGACAGUCUGAUGGAGAGGUUGGAUAACGGCGUUUUCCUCUGUCAGCUGGCACAGCUGCUGCAGGAGCAAAUGCGCCACACCAACAAUGGCAAGCCCUUCAUGAGGAGAGUGAUCCACUGGCGAGCCGAUGCAACCUCAGGAUCGUUUUUCGCCCGAGACAACGUCGCCAACUUUCUCUACUGGUGUCGAAAGAUCGGGGUUGAUGAAGCUUAUCUCUUUGAGUCAGAGGAUUUGGUCCUCCACAAGCAGCCUCGGGAGGUGUGCCUGUGCCUGAUGGAGCUGGGACGGAUUGCAGCCAGAUAUGGAAUUGAGCCUCCAGGGUUGGUAAAGUUGGAGAGAGAGAUAGAAAGGGAGGAGGCUGGGUGUCUAUCUCCGUCAUCCCCUCUGCCCUUCUCCUUCUUUCCUCCUACAUCAUUGUAUUCACCGUCACAGUCAUCCCUGCCCGAAGCCCCCUCUCCUCCCCCUCCUUCUCCCCCUCCUCCCCCUCCUCCCCCUCCUCCACCUGCGCCCCUCACUCCAAGCACAACCUGUGUGUCUGAAACCCUACUUGGCUGCCUCGCGUCUGAUCUUCCAUCAGCCACAACAAACCAAGCACCUCCAUGUUUACCCCCUCCUCUGUCCUCUAACCCGUGUACAACCACAGCCUCAACACAAACACCUUUGUUCUCUUUAUCCUGCACCAACAACACAUCUGUUCCAACUUCACCGUCAGUGCCCUCACCAGGCCAGACACUGAACCAUCACACUCCAACAGCUAAAAUCCCCAUCGCCUCCCCACCUGCAACCAAGACUCCUCGCUCCUCCAGCAAAUCUUCGAGGUGGAAGAGCACGGGAACCCCCGACAUUUUGGACGAUAUUGUGAGAAACAUUAUUGAGAAUCCCCCCUGCAGCUGUCCCACCAGGUUCCUUGUUCAGAAGCAACCUAAAGGCUGCUAUCGUGUUGGAGACAAAGUUCUGUAUAUACGGAUGCUGAACGAGCGUCAUGUUAUGGUGCGUGUAGGCGGCGGCUGGGAGACCUUCAUCAGUUACCUGCACAAACACGACCCCUGCAGGGGAGGAGCAGCAGGUGGGCGAUCUGAGGUCAGGGUCUGCAGGAACAAAGUGAAGCCGCCCAGUCCGAACAUGUCACCUGACAGCUACAUGGUAGUGGGUGCCCAUUACCGCAGCAAGAAGUAGAGUCUGACAACGGCUCGUUUUUUUUCUUCUUACAAGUGAACAUUUCACUUAAUCAGACCAAACUGUACAAGGUACAGGCUUUCAUGCAGUAUUUUCAACUCUACUUUAAGAUCUCUGACCUGAUUGUGAUCUGUAUGAAAGCUCCAACCUACUCUGAAUAUGUUUCAUGACUGUAUAUAUUCAACAUUUAGUGACUCGAUGACGUAACAUUUCUUGCUUUUGUAAAAUAAAACAAGCAUCAUGAAUACAAUAAUAGGAACUAAAAGGAACUAUUACAGGAAUAUGUAAUUAUUUUCUGACUUUUUUUUUACAGACUAUAAAUGCUUUCCUUAAGCAUAAUGAAAUAACAUUUUCUAGGAAGAUUCUGUGUGGUAUAGAUUUCAAUAAAGUAGCUUAAUUUGUUCUUAUAUAUAUAUCUUAUGUAUGGAUGUAUCUUUGUGUAUUCAAACUGAUCAAACUGUCAUGUUUUCAUGGAGAGUAAAGUAGUUCAAAAAGGUUUGGUGAAUGCAGUUUUAUAGACUUAUACUAGAGGAAAGUGUUGUUGUUUUUUUACAUUAUAAUUUCAUGAAAUAAUUGGAUCAUAUUUGAUCAUUUAUUAAAUGAUGGAUGCAAAAACCUCCUGUGUGUUUCUUGUUUUUCCUGUACUUUUACAUUACAGGCCUGUAGCCGAGAUUUCAUCACCUUAUCCUUAAAAAGGUGAAGCCACCAAACAUGGAGUCCUCCCUCUAGAUGGCACCAUGUCCUCAGUGACCAAAGGCCUACUUCUCCAUGCUUGAUUGGAGGAGGGGGCUGUCAACAAUUAUCAUAUAUGAUUGUGUCUUUACACACAUUCAUCUUUUAGUUUGACCCUUUGAAUUCCAUAAACCUGAAACCAACAAGAGCACAAAACACAAAGCUGUCUCCAUGUGUUGCUG